UCUCGAAUGUGACACUAUGUAUAGCAAUAUUCAAUUGCUUUCUCAUUCGUGUCGAUGUUUUCAGUCAAUUGAUACACGUUAGAUAUUUUAACCAUGAUAUGUACCAAAAAUACCUACGUGAAUGAUUCUCGCGUGGAAACGAUUAUUGCAAAAAUAAAUAAUGUACGCGAUACCAUGAAAUCUUUGGAGGAAAGUCUCGCGACUACGCGAAAGUUGGAAACUGAGCAAUGGCUGCGAUAUUCAAAUUUGAAAACAAAGAAUAAAAUGAUGAUGGAUGAUCUCAGAAAGGCGAAUAAACGCAAUAAAAAUAUGCUCAGUAUGUGGGAAUGUUUAAAUAAGAACAAUAGGACAAAUAAUGUAACUAAUGACGAUACAUUUGUAGAUUUAUUUCGGCAGAGCGUCACUGACAUUCGUUUUGGAAGCGAUAUUACAUUGCCAGAAUCUUUGAAAAAGGAAGUACAAAGAUCUUGGCAUCAAAAGUACGAUGCUUUGUUAACAUGCAACGAGCAAUUAAAGCAGGAGCUUAGUUCCCGGGAUUUGCUCCUUAAAGAAAAAACACAAGAGAUCAAUAGCCUUCAACAAAAAUUAUUAACGCUCGGUGACAGACUGGUCGAACGAGACGAAGCCGUGGAAAGUAUUUGCAAGAAAUAUCUGUCUCUGAAACAACGGAAGGAUGAACGAGAGAAUUUGUUACGCGGUUCCAUCGAAACGUUGAAACAGGAUACACUGAAGAAGACAAACGUUUAUGAAGCUUCGAAAAAAGAUUCUGGAACAUCCUCAACGUCUAAUAAAGACGCGUUAUUAACACGAGAAACGCGGCGUAGCGAUCGUUCGGCUUGCAAAAAUUGUUUUUUCAAAAUCCUUCUGGAGAAAGCGAAACGCAGUUGCAAAACUAAUGGGAGCAGCAGUGUUAUUUCUCUCGACAAAACCGCGUAAUUAAUUUUCCUCGAGGUUUGCACAGUUCUAAUGGGUUAAGAAGAAGAUCGUGGGGCCGUGUUUGCAAACAUUGGGGACAAUGUUUAAGAAUAGCGGAAUUAUGCAACUCUGAAGGUAAUAACCGGAUAAAAGAGGCAC
Molecule: messenger RNA, 1074 nt
Organism: Frieseomelitta varia
Lineage: Eukaryota; Metazoa; Arthropoda; Insecta; Hymenoptera; Apidae
Exons: 5
Coding region: 94-936 (280 amino acids)
Source: RefSeq, a predicted model, not a curated record